Messenger RNA from Leptomonas pyrrhocoris, 2264 nucleotides. RefSeq names its product putative chromatin binding protein. The transcript has a single exon. The record is from RefSeq and is a predicted model, not a curated record. Bases 21 to 2264 code for a protein of 747 amino acids. NCBI's taxonomy places the organism in Eukaryota, Euglenozoa, Kinetoplastea, Trypanosomatida, Trypanosomatidae.
AGAGAUCAUCAAAGCUAUUCAUGGACAGCCAGGCUCCGGCGGAAGAUGCGGUGCGCACGGCCAUUGCCGUUUGCGGCUGCGGACACGACGGCCGCCUCGGCAUCGGCAGCGACACCCCUUCAACACUCCACGAAAUCGCACUCUUAGACGACUUUCUCUCUGCGCCCGCGCACGAUGGCGGCCCGUCAUCGUCUGUCCAAGCCCCCGGGGGGAUACUUCAGGUUGCCUGUGGCGCGUACCACACGCUGCUGCGCACCACAGUGGGGCUGUACGGGUGGGGGUCACAUGAGGACGGCCAAUUAGGACUCGGCCGACCCUCCAAGAAUGCGGCGGCAGCACCAGCAGCAGCAGCAGCAGCGUCGACGACGAGUAUGGUGAACGGUGGGGACAGCGCCGCAGAUGUGGAUCGUGCGGUGGUGCCUGCGUUUUUUGAGCGGCCAACUCCCAUUCCAUUGUUCCACCUUAUCAAUGGGGAGAGAAGAAACGGUACAGGCAGUGGACAUGCACCAACAGAUGCCGCGGUACAAGGUGAGAUCGUAUCUAUCUACUGCGGGGCUGACCACUCCCUCGUGCGCACCACCGUCGCCGUUUACGUGACGGGCCGCAACGACUGCGGUCAACUCGGACUGGGUCACAUGGAGGCGGUGUACACGUGGACUUUCCUGUGCAGCGUUGCGGCCCCUCUUCACGGCGCCGCCUCCUUUCGCUCCCUGCCGAGUCAUACCCGCAGUGACGGCUCGUGUGACAGAGUACUGCAAGGGACGUUGACACACAUCAGCGGCGGCACGCAUCACACACUACUCGCCUUGUCAGACGCCCUCCUCCUGCGCUCCACGACGGACGAAGCCGCGUCUGCCCCGCAGAGCCGCCUCUUCUUCUAUCCAACACUCCUGCUGGCGUGUGGACGGGGUGACUUUGGGGAGCUGGGCUACGACGGGGAUGCCUGGGCCGUCCUGCAAGCGAAGGCGCAGCGUCAAGAGCGUGCGCUGCUGGCCGAGGCCGUGGCUCAGCAGAAGCGCGGUCUGACGACCUCCACCGGGAGCAGGCCGGACAUCGAAACGGGCACCGCCGCGUACCCGUUCAAGUGGAAGGCUGCCGCAGGGGUCAAGCAGCGUCGGCCGCCGUUUAGCUCUCCGUUUCUGCAACCGGUAGAAGUGCGAGAGCUGACGGACUGCGCCACGGAGUUGCCGGCAGCGUCGGCACGCGAAAUACGUGCAGCGUUGGUGCUGGACGACUUCGCAAGUGAAGGCGACGCUCGCCUUGCGCCGUCUACAUCUGACGCCCUCCGACAGCUGCUAGACGGCAACUCUGGCUCUCCACCACGCGACACGGCAACGAAAUGGCAAAGGCACUGGGAGGUGGAGUCACUGCAGGCGAUGCACCACCACUCCGCCGUGACGCUGCGUGAAGUCAAGGCGUCUACCCCAGUGGGUGCUGCGCCUCUCCUCGUGCUUCAUUGGGGCUGUUACUACUGCGCCGAGAUCGAAGACGCUGCUGCAUCAACUCCGCGCCCGUUGUUCAGCAGCAGCAGCAGCAGCAAUGACGAUGACGAUGACAAAGCCAACUCAGCGGCAAAGCACCUUCCGUUGGGCCUCUUCGCAGGAGACGAGGUUUUGUUUCGCUACAACGUCCCUUUGGAUGGCGCGGGCACAGACGCUUCGGUGGCGUUGACGGGUGUGCAGGUGAUGGGCACUGGGAACCUGGGCCGCGGCUCCGACGAGGAUGAGGCGCGGACCUGGGUCGACGUGCCGCUCUUUCCGGUAAUCGAGCCUCACUCCACGCAGGACACGCCUUUCUGUGUCUCCUCCAUCAGCGGGCGCGCGCACUUCCUCCUAGCCGUGUCGAAGCGAACGACAACAUCCUCUUCCUCCUCGGUGGAGGCAGUGGGCAGCUGCGAUGGGGUUUCGGUUAUGGGCUUUGGUGACAACCUGCAUGGUCAGCUAGGUGCUCCUGCGGCGCGAGCGAAAGCUGAAUUGUCAGUCCAGAAUAACAGCGGUGAUGAGGAUGAUAACGCCGUCCUGACGCCGCGCUUGGUGCUGGGGGUUGGUGACACGCUGCGCACCGCCUCUGCGGUACAGAAAUCGCUGCAGCAAGCUGCCGUCUCUCGCGCGCACCGUCGCUCUGCGGAGAAGGGGAGAAGCGAAGCGGACUGUGCAGAUCGGUGGGUUGUGGAGAAGAUACGAGCUGCCGGUGCGGGCGCGCGUCACUCGGUGUUUGUCGUGGACGUCCGUCCGCUGAAGAUGAGAAGCGGCAGCCGCAACUGA